AUGUUAGGUAUGUUGAUACUGAUCAUCCCUUUAGUGUCAGCAGCUUCAAAUGCAGAUCCCAACAAAAGUCUCGGAACCUUGAACCUAACGUAUGAAAUGUGUGGCAUGAUCCGACCAAUAGGUAGCAACCAGUGUGUCACUGUGCCCGGAAAUAGGGACGAUACUCUCAUUCUGACCUCUGAUUGUGCUGUGAGGAACGUAUUCUGCUACAACUCAACGAGUAGGUUUAUCAAACCUAAGGACGAUGACAAGGACUGUGUAGCAAGCGAGGAUAACAGGCUUCUCCUCAAGACUUGCGAGGACCUCGAACUUAUGAAAUGGUUAUACUCGAUAGAACCCAUGAUUAAGCAAUCUGAAAAAUGCUGGAAACAGUCUGCUUCUACAAAUGCCAAUGCUAAAGAUAUUGGAGUUGUCGCUGAGUGUGACGAAGAGUGUCACUUCCAACUCAUCAAAAGUUCAGGUGAUAAGACGCACGAGAUCAACUUGACGAAAGAGAAGAUAGACCUCAGAUUCGGACUCAAACCUGGGGUUACCAAGAAUAAUGUCCUAAACUACCGCUGUCAAGUGGUUCUCAACUUCUUCUCAGACGAUAAAGAAUCCAGUAUUGGACUGGUCAGAGUGCACAUGCGAUCAUUCGAGACACAAUCUACUAUUAACCAGAGUGUGACGGUCGUCAACUGGGAGGACUCAUCAACUAGCUGCACCAAGGAUUCAACAGAUCACCCUGCACUGAAGAAACUUCACACUGGCGAGGCAAACUUGAUUCUAUCUGUGGAUACGCUUGGUAACUUGAGGAUGGAGCUAGACAUAGUUAAUGAGACUUUUGAAUGUGAAAGUGGGUUCCUGAAAAGAGCAACGAAGAUGGUCGUUCAAUGGGUAAAUCUGGCAAAGCCUCCGUUUAGGAACAAAGCGGAUGAAUUUUUCACAGUUGAACUGAGAACAAUAACAAUUCCUGUUCACGGUAGGUACACUGAGUACGGUAGUUGGUCGGAAUGUUCUAAAGAAUGCGGAGUAGGAACCAAAACCCGAACUAGGACUUGUACUAACCCGGCACUUCAACACGGAGGAGAUGAGUGUGUUGGUGACGCGCAAGAUCAGACCUGCAAUACACAUCCUUGUCCAAGUAAAACAUUUUAA
This is a messenger RNA of Bolinopsis microptera, 1137 nucleotides long. RefSeq lists its product as uncharacterized. Lineage: Eukaryota; Metazoa; Ctenophora; Tentaculata; Lobata; Bolinopsidae. The transcript has 4 exons. The record is from RefSeq and is a predicted model, not a curated record. Bases 1 to 1137 code for a protein of 378 amino acids.